Blumeria graminis f. sp. triticale is the source of this 474-nucleotide messenger RNA. The record is from the annotation of a GenBank genome assembly. Lineage: Eukaryota; Fungi; Ascomycota; Leotiomycetes; Helotiales; Erysiphaceae.
AUGCGCCUCACUAGCAUCGCCGUCAUCUUGCAAAGCGCAAGCUUCUUCGUGUCAACAUUCGCUGUUAUUACUGCGGACCACAUAUGGGAGGGAAACAAAGGAUUUAAUUGCGACGGUCGCGAAAUCUUUCAUGAUGAAUACAAUCGAGCAGAAAAAUCCCAAAUAUCCGGUUCAGUUAAUUCUAUUGGCUCGACUAUGAUUAAUGUUUACCAAAGCCUAUUGUCUGACCAAGAAGAUGAUAGAACGGUUGCCUUCCAAGGCCCUCAUGAUGGUGUCAAUCGGUUUUUCGAGCUUAGAAGAUUAUCGCAAAAACAACAAAUUUACGGCGGCUUUUUUUAUUAUUCUUACAUACUUGUCACCAACCAAAAUAAGAAUGCGAAUGCUAUGAUAAAGAGGUCGAUAUAUUACACAAACAACCAACUGAUCGAACCUAAGCCAGAAGGAUUGUAUACGAUAUGCGAAAUCUCGAUUUGA